This is a messenger RNA of Chelonus insularis, 1397 nucleotides long. RefSeq names its product Cyclin-dependent kinase 7 (gene Cdk7). Gene Ontology annotation, molecular function: cyclin-dependent protein serine/threonine kinase activity; ATP binding; RNA polymerase II CTD heptapeptide repeat kinase activity. Gene Ontology annotation, biological process: protein phosphorylation; positive regulation of transcription by RNA polymerase II. Bases 173 to 1189 code for a protein of 338 amino acids. NCBI's taxonomy places the organism in Eukaryota, Metazoa, Arthropoda, Insecta, Hymenoptera, Braconidae. The transcript is spliced from 5 exons. Gene Ontology annotation, cellular component: transcription factor TFIIK complex; cytoplasm; transcription factor TFIIH holo complex. The record is from RefSeq and is a predicted model, not a curated record.
AUUGAAUUGCAUCAACAGGCGUUGAUUCGUUGAAAUUAAUUUAAUUUUUUUUUGAAGCAAUGCAUUUGAGCACAUAGGUUAGAGUAGUGUAAAGUGUAUGAUAUUUUAUUUGAUGUGUUUAAUGUAAUUUAACGUGUAGUGUGAUUAAUUGUGCUAUAUUUUAUCUUUUAAAAUGGUAGAUAAAUUACGGAGAUAUGAAAAAAUAGAUUUUUUAGGAGAAGGACAGUUUGCAACGGUAUAUAAAGCCAGAGAUACAGAAUGUGAUCAAAUCGUUGCUGUUAAGAAGAUCAAAGUUACAAGCAGAGAUGAAGCAAAAGAUGGCAUCAAUAGAACGGCACUUAGGGAAAUAAAAUUAUUACAAGAUUUGAAACAUGAGAAUAUUAUUGGCUUGCUCGAUGUUUUUGGACACAAGUCGAAUGUAUCUUUAGUUUUUGACUUUAUGGAUACAGAUUUAGAAGUCAUCAUAAAAGAUAGUAAUAUUGUACUGACUUCUGCUAAUAUCAAAGCGUAUAUGAUCCAGACUUUACAAGGAUUGGACUAUCUACAUUAUAAUUGGAUUCUACAUCGAGAUUUAAAGCCUAACAAUUUGUUAGUUAAUAAUCAAGGAGUUUUAAAAAUUGGUGAUUUUGGUCUAGCUAAAUUCUUUGGAUCUCCCAAUAGAAUAAAUACUCAUCAAGUAGUCACUAGGUGGUAUCGAGCUCCUGAAUUGCUUUAUGGAGCGAGAUUAUAUGGAACUGGAAUUGAUAUGUGGGCAAUAGGCUGUAUUUUAGCUGAAUUACUACUUCGAGUUCCAUUUUUACCAGGAGAAUCAGAUCUAGAUCAAUUAACUAAAAUAUUUCAGACAUUAGGUACACCCACGGAAGAAACGUGGCCAGGAAUGACUGAGUUGACGGAUUUUAUACAAUUCAAACCUUUCCCUGGUACUCCUUUAAAACACAUUUUCACGGCUGCUGGUGAUGAUCUGCUGGACUUGAUAGCUUGUCUGUUGAAUAUUAAUCCAUUGGAAAGAUGUACAUGUAGUCAAGCUCUUCAAAUGCCAUAUUUUAGUAAUAAACCUCCGCCUACACCUGGAUCCAAGCUGCCUCUUCCUUCAUGUAUUAAAAAGACUGCAGAACAAAGGCCGAGCCUUAAACGAAAAUUAUUAGAGUCUACAGAUGGUGCAUGUUUAGCUAAACGAUUACAAUUUUAAAUAAAUAAAGCUGAAUAUUUUUAGUUAAAUUCCAUAAUUUUUUUUAGAUUCUAUGAACGAUCAUUAAUAAUUUAGUUCUAGCUCAAUUUAAAGUUGAAGAAAAACAUGACUGUAUAUUUUUUAUACAUAAUGCUAACAAUCAACGUUGUUAUUCAUAGUAUACAAAAUGAGUGUCAGGGAAAUAAACAAUUUAUUUUGUUAAUUAUUA